AUGAAACAUUUUGUUAUCAAAGCCGGAAGGUACAGUAACGUGGGAUUUUGCAUUAAGGAUCUGUAUAACCGAAUGGACGAGGAACGUAGAAAAGAUAUUUUUAAUGGCGAUGCAGAAGGGGCACUUGGGUUCUUGGCAGCGAAGAAGGAUGCCGAUAACAUGUUCUUUUAUAAAUAUCAUGUAGAUAACGAAGGAAGAUUGGCAAGGUUGUUUUGGGCAGAUUCUAAAUCUCGUGUGGACUUCAGUAUAUUUGGAGAUGUGUUGGUGUUUGAUACGACAUACAAAACAAAUAAAUACCGCAAGCCACUAGUUGUACUUGCAGGAGUAAACAACCAUUUGAACAGUACUGUUUUUGGUUGUGCACUGCUAUCAGAUGAGAGGAUUGAAACAUAUGAAUGGGUGCUAAGUACAUUUAUAGAGGCUAUGAAAGGUAGAAAGCCAGUAGCAGUGAUGACAGAUGGGGACAGUGCAAUGCGAAGAGCCAUAAAGAAUCUUCUCCCGGAUGCUUGUCACAGGCUAUGUUCGCGGCACUUGCAUAGAAAUGCACGGAGUAAUAUUCGCUGCGAGGAGUUCAAUAACAGGUUGUAUAAUCUGAUGGCGAGAAAGUGUAGUACUCAUGAGUUUGAACAUCGGUGGGCUAGGUUAGUUAAUAAAUGUGGGGUGGGAGAGAAUGACUGGGUGAAAAAGUUGUACCGGAGGAGAAGGUUAUGGGCAGAGGCCUAUUUGCGCAGUCGUUUUUUAGCAGGAGACAUGGUAUUCGUGAAUGUGGGGAAUGCUGGCAACAGCUUGUCAUGGUGCAAAAUAAAAUUUGAUUCCGUUACCAUUGAAGUGGAAAUAAUGGUUGAUGCACAGAAGCAUCACCAGAUGCAUGAGAAUUGUGGUUGCAUCCUAUUGUCUGCUGUAGCAAAUAGUGCUACUGCACUUGCUUAA
Molecule: messenger RNA, 930 nt
Organism: Coffea eugenioides
Lineage: Eukaryota; Viridiplantae; Streptophyta; Magnoliopsida; Gentianales; Rubiaceae
Product: protein FAR1-RELATED SEQUENCE 4-like
Exons: 3
Coding region: 1-930 (309 amino acids)
Biological process (GO): regulation of DNA-templated transcription
Source: RefSeq, a predicted model, not a curated record